Messenger RNA from Diachasma alloeum, 1970 nucleotides. Its product is annotated as carnosine N-methyltransferase. NCBI's taxonomy places the organism in Eukaryota, Metazoa, Arthropoda, Insecta, Hymenoptera, Braconidae. Gene Ontology annotation, molecular function: S-adenosylmethionine-dependent methyltransferase activity. Bases 181 to 1356 code for a protein of 391 amino acids. The record is from RefSeq and is a predicted model, not a curated record. The transcript is spliced from 7 exons.
GCCGAUUCACACUGGAGUAGGAGAGGAGAGCGAUCAGAACAGAACGAAAAGGAAUACUCCAAAAAGAAUUCAAUAAUAAAGAAUAAAGCAGCUAGAACAAUCAACGAAAGGGAUUUAAUUAACAAAAUAGUUUGAAGAUUUUUUAUAUGAUUUCUACGAAAAUUCGAGAAUAAAGGGAAAAUGGAAGGAAUGGCUAGUGGUUAUAAGAAGAAAAUGUCAGACUCGUACGAGGACGAGGAGGAGAAGAAACACUUUCAACGGAUCGUCUCGGCGUUCAAAUAUUACAAACCCCAUUCGUUACAAAGAGUAAAGAAGACUGAGAGUUACCUUCUCUCCCUGCCCCCACAUCACCAAAAAUUAUUAACGAAAUACAGAGAACAUCUGCAGGAAGUCAAGCUGUGCAUUGAAAAUAACGACGAGAUAAUAAAACUCAUCAUAAAAGACGUAUCGCACAUAUUCGAGAAUGUCAAUCCAUCGAGUGCACAUACCGACAGUACACUCAAUCCACGACCGGUGUUGGCUGAUCAGGAGAAGGUUCAGGCUACUAUUAAACAGUUGGUGAGGGAUUGGAGCAGCGAGGGGAAAGCUGAGAGGAAUGCCUGCUAUCAGCCCAUUAUCGAUGAAAUUAUCGGACAAUUUCCCACUGAGUUUUGGAAUGCAGCUGAUGUUCAGGUACUCGUACCAGGUGCAGGUCUGGGGAGAUUGGCAUAUGAAAUAGCAAAACGUGGAUACACCUGUCAAGGGAAUGAAUUCUCCCUCUUCAUGCUGUUUGCCUCCCACUUCGUCCUGAAUAAAUGCAGAGGGAUAAAUUCAUACCAGGUGCACCCCUGGGUCCACCAGUACAUGAAUAAUCUCCUUGCUGGGCAUCAAACACAGGCUGUUUCAUUUCCAGAUGUUAAUCCCAGUGAUUUACCUGAAAACGCCCAAUUUUCCAUGACAGCUGGGGAUUUCCUAGAGGUAUACACAGAUAGCAAUCGCUGGGAUUGCGUUGCCACCUGUUUUUUCAUCGACUGUGCCAACAAUGUCGUGCAAUUUAUCGAAACAAUUCACAAGAUAUUGAAACCUGGGGGCAUUUGGAUCAAUCUGGGACCACUUCUCUACCACUUCAGUGAUAUGCCUAUGGAAGACUCGAUAGAACCCAGUUACGAAGUUGUCAGAGAAGUUAUCCUAGGCUUUGGAUUUCAAAUUGAGAAAGAACAAACUCGUGUGCAAACUCGAUACGCCCAGAAUACAAAUAGCAUGCUCCAGUGUGAGUACCAAAGUGUCUACUUCGUGUGCAGAAAGUCGAAAAAAGAUCCACCACACGAUUACAGAAAUGGCAGCGAAGUGAAUGGCACACAAGAGCCAGGAAAUUGAACGACAAUUAGAAAAGUGUUUUUUUAUUGAAUAGAAUUUAACAAAUUAUCUCAUAAAUUGGACGAUAAAUAGCACAAAUUAACUGAAUGACCAAAAAUGAGUAGAUCAUUGGAUCAGUGAGAUCUUCUAAUUUGCAGAGCUGACUAUACCGUACAUAGUAUAUCAGUAGUGCCUUUGUAUCGAUAAUUUUUUGUCCUCGUUUUGAAGGGGAAGAAUUGUUAAGUGGUGGAACGGAAUGGAACAUUUUUUUUAACGAGAGACGACAUUGAGGGUAUCACGUUUAUCUCACCACUGAACUCCUUGGGCAUUAUCGCCUGCAGUUACGAUAUUAAUUCAUAUCCGUAAUAUUACUGAAUAGAUAUAUUGUAAUGUGAACAGCAGAUUGAUAUUUUAGGUAGAGCUACAAAUUUCUCUCGUAUUUACAGUUAGUCUUGUGUAUAAUAACCAUCAGGCGAGAAACAAUACUUUCUUGUUGGCAAAUGACUUUGUGUAUGCAAUAUCUACAUUUCUAUGAAUCAUUGUACAUAAUUAUGAUCCAGCGAAUCCACUUUCGGCAUAAUUUAUUUCAACGUUGGAAUUCAUCAAAAUAAAAUGGAAUUUAUACGACUGAUGAA